Messenger RNA from Pocillopora damicornis (cauliflower coral), 666 nucleotides. RefSeq lists its product as uncharacterized. Gene Ontology annotation, biological process: negative regulation of DNA recombination; chromosome condensation; nucleosome assembly. Gene Ontology annotation, molecular function: structural constituent of chromatin; nucleosomal DNA binding; double-stranded DNA binding. NCBI's taxonomy places the organism in Eukaryota, Metazoa, Cnidaria, Anthozoa, Scleractinia, Pocilloporidae. The record is from RefSeq and is a predicted model, not a curated record. Gene Ontology annotation, cellular component: nucleus; nucleosome.
AUGUCUGUUGUUUUACCAAGAUCCCGUUCGCGAUCCAGAUCGAGAUCGAGGUCACGCUCAAGAUCCCGCUCGAGAUCAAGGUCGAAAAGUCCCGGCGGCAAAAUGAAGAAGGCGAAAAAUCCAAGGGCAAAGAGACCAGCUCGUCGUCCUGCUGCAGCGCAUCCACCGUACAUUGACAUGGUCGUCACUGCCAUAACUGCGAUGAAGGAGCGAGGUGGUUCUUCGAGGCAGGCCAUUGAGAAAUACAUCAAAGCAAAUAACAAAAUCACCGGAGAUCCAUCUUCGCAUUUGAAGGUAGCUUUGAAGCGCGGCGUGCAGACCGGCAAGCUGAUACACACUAAAGGAACUGGUGCAUCGGGAUCCUUCAAAGUUGGAAAAGCACCUGCUGCGCCAAAGAAGAAACCAGCAAAGAGGGUAGUCGCUAAAAAGUCCAAAAAGAAGGCUGGCACGCCUAAGAAGCGAACAACGAAAAAGACAAGCGCUAAGAAAGCCACAAAGAAAAAGAAGACUCCAGCUAAGAAGGGAAAGUCUCCAGCCAAGAAGAAAACCGCAGCAAAGAAAUCUGCAGCAAAGACUGCUGCAAAGAAAAAGACAAAGAGCCCUAAAAAGCGAGUUACACCUAAAAAGAAGACAGCCAAGAAGACCAAAGCAAAGGCUAAGAAGUAA